Silurus meridionalis is the source of this 1999-nucleotide messenger RNA. Its product is annotated as butyrophilin subfamily 1 member A1-like. NCBI's taxonomy places the organism in Eukaryota, Metazoa, Chordata, Actinopteri, Siluriformes, Siluridae. Bases 120 to 1529 code for a protein of 469 amino acids. The transcript is spliced from 9 exons. Gene Ontology annotation, molecular function: protein binding. The record is from RefSeq and is a predicted model, not a curated record.
GAAGGAUUGUUUAGUUUCACAUGUGCUGUAACGGGGCUUUAAAACGAAAGCAAGACGAACAAAGCAAACAGAUUUCUUUCGCGUCUUUUUACUGGGCAAAUAUACACCUUUAAGCGGAGAUGCUUUUGUGUGUGACUCUGCCGAUUCUCUUCAACGUUAUGGAAUCUAAAGCAGAGCUAUUACAGGUGGUUGGUUCCGAAGCUCCUCUUGUUGCUGUAGCUGGUGAAGACUUGGUUCUGCCUUGUUUUAUCAAAGCCAAAACCAGUGCUGUGGACAUGACAGUGGAGUGGUAUAAACUAGACAAAGAAAGCUCUUUGGUGCAUCUCUAUAAGGAUCAUGACGACGCUAAUGAAAAUCAGGCUCAGACGUACAGAGGAAGAACUUCAGUUUUUAAAGAGGAGCUACAGAAGGGCAACACUUCACUCAAACUCUCAGUUCUCAGAGUCUCUGAUGAAGGAGAUUACAGGUGUCUUGUUGAGAAUAAAUCCAUGUCCAGUGAGACCACUGUUCAUGUCAUUGUUGAGGUUCAGGGAAGCCAGCCAGUGAUUACAAUGGAGAGUUAUGAUAACUCGGGAGGGAUUAAUCUAGUGUGUGAGUCCAGAGGCUGGAAACCUGAACCUGAGGUUCUGUGGCUGGACAGAGAAGGAGACACUCUGCCUGCUGAAGACACACAGAUACACAGAGAUGCUGAGGGAUUCAGUGUGAAACGCCGCAUCACUGUUUAUGAUUAUAGCAACUCCAACAGAUUCUACUGCAGACUUAUGCAAAAACAUCACAUGAUGGAGACAACGGUUGUUAUUAAUAGUCCAUUCUUUUCUUCUGGGAAGUGGAUUGUGGGCAUUUUAGUUUCAUCAUGUCUUAUUGCUGCUGGAUUGAUAUUAAUCUCAGUUGUACUUUGCAACAAAGAUAUUCAUCGGGUGAAACAAAAUGCAGAUCAGCAGAGGCAGAGGGAGAAACAUGAGUUCAUGAAGAGGAGAAAGAAGUUUGCAGAGGUUGUGAUUAUGGAUCCUGAUACAGCUAAUGCUAAACUCAUCCUGUCUGACGAUGGAAAACAGGUGAUACUUGAAGACACACAACAGAAUGUUCCUGAUUCACCCCUCAGAUUUGAUUAUCCCUCUGUUCUGGGCAAGCAGAGUUUCAGAUCAGGGAGAUUUUAUUAUGAGGUGCAAGUAGGAAAUAAAACUGAAUGGACAUUGGGAGUUGUGAAAGAGAACAUUGAUAGAAAAAAUUGGCGUGAUCGGAAUCCAGAAAGUGGAUUCUGGACAAUAACACUAAGGAAUGUAAUUGGAUAUAGGGCUAAUGCUGAUCCCCCUGUCUGCCUCACACUGAGAGAGAAGUUGGAAAAGGUGGGGGUGUUUGUGGAUUAUGAGGAGGGUCUGGUCUGUUUUUAUAAUGUGAACUUCAAAUCUCAUAUUUACUCUUUUACUGAACAGACUUUCACUGAGAAACUCUAUCCAUACUUCAGUCCUAGGUUCAAUGAAGGAGGUCAGAAUAAAGAGCCAAUGAUCAUCACUGAUGUUACUGAAUAAAUAUACAGUUUACAUUCUAGUGUUGUAAUGUGCUUUAUAUCCUAUUUUAGCAGAUUAAAGCCAUUACAAGAUUUCUCGAAUUUAUAGAAGGACAAAUAUUAGUCCAGUUACUAUACUGUAUUAUUUACUUUGUAUGCUGUUUAUCUGAUUUUCCCAGAAAUUCAGUGACACUUGCAUCUUGGUAUGGGCAACAUAAAAGCUAUUUCACCGAAAUUGCUUUAAUUCUUAUUGAGCAUUAAGAACAUAUUCCUUACCACAAAAAAUCACAUUGCAUCGCAUUGUAACUCAAUCAAAAAUAUUACUAGUGCAUGUAAGCAAAGGUGUGUCUUGCCAAAGACCCUACACAAUAUGGAGGAUAUUUUUUAUGAAUGUAUUUAUUGUUUUAUCAAAUGUUUUCUGACCAUAUUAACUUUUUAAAGCAUGAAAAUGCUCAUAAGGGAAGUAAUUAAUUAAAUGUCUCUGAAUUCUGC